AUGUCAAAAACUGUGUGGGAUAAAGUGACACCUGGAAUAUCACCACCCACGAAACCUCAGAGCAGAGUGAGCAAUGAAACAACUGUUUUAUUCUCAACCGACAAUCUUGCCCGUGCCAAUCAGAGGACCUUGCAAGGCAAUCAAAGGGAAGACUUGGAACUCUGUAGUAGCUCUGGCGUACCUGGAUCUGUUUUCCCGAUAGCGCAAAGAGAGCGCUACGAACCGAGUGCUGGCCGCGUUUGUUCUGGAAUAGUGAAAUUAAUGACGGGCUCGAGCUCCGUCAAGUCACGGCACUUAAUCAGCUCAAGACAAGCGGGUCACUGGAUGGGUGAUCAUCUGGAAAACCCGGAUACUAACAGCGCUAAUCCCCUGGCUGAUAGACAUAAACAGGUGCUGGCGCUGGAGGUUUCGGGGAUCUGAAAAAAAUAACUGCACGUCGGUAAAUGAAUGGAGACACGUGUGUCGAGUGGAAGCAUCUCAACGGCUGGGCUGCGAGUGAGGCCAUCUGCCUGCCGUCGGCGCAUCGCUAGCACGUGGUUCGUGCCGCGGCCGGCAGGUGGCAGAGCGGGCGCCAGUGGUGGCCCACUGGUAUUGAGCGCGGGCGGUAUCGAAAAUAUUGGGGUGGCCUCUGGUGAUGGUUGCGGUGCGGGCAGCGGUGACGGUGGUUACGGUGGUCGUGGGCCAGGUGGUGGUGGAGGGGAGGGUUGUGGAUUGGCGUGCUGU
Messenger RNA from Gryllus bimaculatus (two-spotted cricket), 723 nucleotides. NCBI's taxonomy places the organism in Eukaryota, Metazoa, Arthropoda, Insecta, Orthoptera, Gryllidae. The record is from the annotation of a GenBank genome assembly.